Molecule: messenger RNA, 768 nt
Organism: Dentiscutata erythropus
Lineage: Eukaryota; Fungi; Glomeromycota; Glomeromycetes; Diversisporales; Gigasporaceae
Source: the annotation of a GenBank genome assembly
AUGUCUGAAACUCUUUUCUUUGAACAACAAGAUGGGACAAAAAUUGCAUACAAAAUUCUCAAAUCUGAAAAUGCUAAAAUAAUUGUGUUUGAUAAUCGUGGAAUGGGAGAAUCAACCGUUGCUUCUUAUAGUGAUCCUAUCACGAUCGAUUUAAUGGCUCAAGAUACAAUUGCAUUGAUUAAGUAUAUUGGAAUUAAAAGAUUUAGUUUGUUUGGAACAAAUAUGGGUGCUAGAGUUGCUUUUACUGUUGCCUUAAACCUUCCAUCUGAUUUGAAGUUAGAGAAAUUAGUUGUUAGUUCUUGUUCUCCCCGAGAGGACAUGACUACACCUGUGCAUCAGAAAGUUAAUAAAUAUUAUGAAGUGUCAAGCAACCCUUUUCCCGAUAAUAUUCAGGGAAUAAAAGAGAGACUUCUUAAAAGUGAAUUUGAUAAAGAUCUUGCUAAAUAUCUGCUUAAACAUCCCGAUGUACUUGAUAAAAUUGCAGAGAUCAUGUUUAGCAAAAUCCAUAACAGACCAUUUGAAAUGAUGAGACGUCAGUGGGAGGCGAUUAAAGCUUGUGACCUGCUCCCAAGACUAAAAGAAAUUAAAGUUCCAACUUUUAUAAUUCAUGCAGAAAAUGAAUUUUCCUUUACCAUUAAGGAUGCUGAGUUACUUGAUCAAGAACUUCCUAAUUCAAAACUUUAUCAUAUUCCUAAUAUGGGACAUAAUAUUUUUGUAAUGGAAGUUGAAACUACUACCAAAGCCAUUUUUGAAUUUUUGAAUAAUUAA